This is a messenger RNA of Morus notabilis, 2019 nucleotides long. RefSeq names its product protein transport Sec1a. Bases 1 to 2019 code for a protein of 672 amino acids. NCBI's taxonomy places the organism in Eukaryota, Viridiplantae, Streptophyta, Magnoliopsida, Rosales, Moraceae. Gene Ontology annotation, cellular component: plasma membrane; secretory granule. The record is from RefSeq and is a predicted model, not a curated record. Gene Ontology annotation, molecular function: syntaxin binding. The transcript has 21 exons. Gene Ontology annotation, biological process: intracellular protein transport; vesicle-mediated transport.
AUGUCGUUUUCAGAUUCCGACUCCUCCUCCCAUGGAAGAGCCUCCGAGUACAAGAUUUUCCUUAAAACCAGCCGUGACAGAUUAUUAUACGAAAUGCUUGGAUCAACUAAAACUGGGGAAUCGAAAUCCUGGAAGGUACUCAUAAUGGAUAAAGUUACGGUAAAAGUCAUGUCUCAUUCAUGUAAAAUGGCAGAUAUAACAGACCAAGGAAUUUCACUGGUGGAAGAUCUUUUCCGGAGAAGAGAGCCAUUGCCGUCCAUGGAUGCUAUUUAUUUUAUUCAGCCAUAUAAAGAAAAUGUUGUCAUGUUCUUGUCCGACAUGUCCGGAAGAGAGCCUUUAUACAGAAAAGCAUUUGUGUUUUUUAGUUCCCCCGUUCCAAAGGAACUUGUGAAUCACAUCAAGUGUGACACAAGUGUAUUACCCCGCAUUGGAGCAUUGAGAGAGAUGAAUUUGGAGUAUUUUCCCAUAGACAGUCAGGCUUUCAUAACUGAUCAUGAAAGAGCAUUGGAAGACCUCUUUGGUGAUGUUGAGAAUGCUCGAAAAUUCGAUGCCUGCCUGAACACAAUGGCGAAUCGAAUUGCCACGGUUUUCGCUUCAUUGAAGGAGCUUCCAUGUGUGAGGUAUCGCGCUGCCAAGGCGGUUGAUGAAUCUGCGGCGACAACACUUCGUGAUUCAAUUCCAACAAAACUUGCUUCUGCAGUUUGGAACUGUAUUUCAAAGUACAAAUCUACUGUUCCAAACUUCCCACAGACUGAAACGUGCGAGCUUCUUAUAUUGGAUAGAUCUAUUGAUCAGAUUGCUCCUAUCAUACAUGAAUGGACUUAUGAUGCCAUGUGUCGUGAUUUAUUAGAUAUGGAUGGAAACAAAUACGUCUUUGAGGUUCCUAGUAAAACGGGUGGAAAGCCUGAGAGAAAAGAGGUCCUCUUAGAAGACCAUGAUCCAAUCUGGCUUGAACUUCGACAUGCACACAUAGCAGAUGCUAGUGAAAGAUUGCAUGACAAGAUGACCAACUUUGUAUCCAAGAACAAAGCUGCACAACUUCAACAGAGUGCAAGAGAUGGUAACGAACUAACGACCCGGGACUUGCAAAAAAUGGUUCAGGCUUUGCCACAAUACACUGAACAAGUUGAGAAGAUCUCUCUCCAUGUAGAGAUAGCUGGAAAAAUUAACAAAAUUAUUCGAGAAACGGGUCUUCGAGAACUCGGGCAACUAGAACAGGAUCUUGUUUUUGGAGAUGCUGGAGCCAAGGAUGUCAUCAAUUUUCUGAGAACAAAGCAGAACAUGUCCCCAGAAAAUAAGUUACGGCUAUUAAUGAUAUAUGCCUCAGUCCACCCUGAGAAAUUUGAACGUGACAAAGCCUCUAUGCUAAUGCAGUUGGCCAAAUUAUCUCGUGAGGACAUGAAGGCGAUAAACAAUAUGCGAUUGCUUGGCGGAUCAUCCAAAAAGAAGUCAGCUAGUGGCUUCUCGCUGAAGUUCGACGCCCACAAGAAAAACCCGGCGGCAAGGAAGGACCGCACUGGUGAAGAAGAGACAUGGCAACUAUUUCGAUUUUAUCCCAUGAUAGAGGAGCUCAUUGAGAAUCUUUGCAAAGGUGAUUUGCCAAAGAAUGACUAUUCAUGUAUGAAUGAACCUAGUUCGACCAUUAACAAAGAAGACAGUAAGAGAAGCACCACCCAGAGCUCACCAGCACAGACAAGUCAACCGGCCACUGGUCCUCAUUCAAUGAGGUCGAGGAGGACUGCCAAUUGGGCAAAGCCACGCCUUUCUGAUGAUGCAAAUUCAAGUGAAUCAAUUUUGAAGAGUGCUUCUACUGAUUUAAAGAAGUUGGGACAACGUAUUUUCGUAUUUAUCAUUGGAGGGGCAACUCGAUCGGAGCUACGAGUUUGUCACAAGCUCACAGCAAAAUUGAGAAGGGAAGUAAUAUUGGGUUCUUCUAGUAUUGAUGACCCUCCCCAGUAUAUCACAAAACUGAAGCUACUUUCAGAAAAUAAUGUAUCACUGGAUGGCCUCAGAAUUUAA